AUGGAUCUGUCUGCGGCAGUAAAUUUGUGCCAGCAGGGACUUCAGGGUCACUUGAAUAAAGGUAAGUUUUUCUCUUUCCCUUCUUGACAGUGAAGACAAGCUAAGUUUCGAUCCCAGAAAUGUCAUUAUUUGAAACUAUUCCUUGUUGAGUUGCUCAUGCUUAUUUGACGACUGCACUCCUUUUAAGGCCAUUUUCUUAAAAAAUUGAUGGGUACCAUAAAUAUGUAUAAUACAUUAAAAAUAUGAUGAUAAGUCAAUUUCAACUGCGUAAUUUAAUUAAAUUUCUGUACAAACUGUUAGUCCUUUUUCCAAGACAUUUAUGACUGAGCCUAUGUAUUUUCUUGUUUGUUUCAACCUAUGCUAUUGCUAUCAAUUAAAUACAUCUUAUGAAGGGUUCAAACUUAUUAUGGUUGCGGUGCGCUCCACUUUAAAUGAAACUUCACCUUACGGAGCCAAGAUUAGCAAAGUUCUUCUAACACGCCCCCCCGCCCUACGCCCCCCUCCCCCCCACAGCACACCCCUCCAAAUAAUGGCAAGCAUCUAUUGAUGAUUUGCAUGUUAUUUUUUCCUUUACAUGUACUAGGUGGAUCUGUGAAGUACCUGGUUUGGAGAUCUAGAGCAUUGUGAUAUGGGCUUGUUGUUCGUUUAGAGAAAUAUUUGAAGUCAAAAUUAAUCGUGACAUGGGCUUGUUGUUCGAGAUCUAGAGCAUUGUGAAGAAAACUUUUCUAUCACCACAAUAAUAUUGGUUGUUUAGGCAGCUAUUCUUUACGUUCAAUCUGCGAACUAUAGAACAGAGAUACCCUUGCUCUCAGGUUUGAUAGAAAUUCUGAUUGUUUUCUUCUAUUCCGUGAAUGUGGAUUAUUUCCUACUUUUUUCAGUGAAACCUCUUCUCGAUGAACUUGGAUCUCUAUUAGAGGACGGUCUUGCUACAAUGCAAGCUGUAAAUCGGAACUCUUUACGCGUCCUUGACAAAUAUUUUGCUGCCAACCGUAUAAAUCAAGAGGUAGAUUGACCUUUAUGGUUGUAGAAAAUUCUUUUUUCUUCAUUCUUGUAUCUCUCGGAUGAAACUCUUUAUGCAUAUUUUAUGAAUAUGUGCUACCCUUUGAAUUUCAACUUAAAAACUCUUUACGGUAGAAAACCCAAGUGACAGAAAACCAUGAGGUUUUCUUCUUUUCUGCUAACGGGGUAGGAAUGGGUGGGUUUAUCUUCUUUUAGAUCAGGGAAAAAUGAAAAUAAUGCCGAUCAACUGUGGUUUGCAGCUGUGUGGCCAUUUCCCCAUCAUUUGGAACAUCGAUAAGUAUAUCAAAUUGCAAAUUACUCUGAAUUAUUGACGGCUAUUUCACCAUCCGCGUGGUGUGUUUGGUGUAUCUGGAGCCUUUUCUCUCUCUAGAUGAAUGGGUUCAUUUUGGUUCAGUAUGCCUGAUUAGAUACUAACUACUUUUGGUUUAAUUAAUCUAAAUCAUUUUAGAAAAUACGGAUCUCAUUGUUAAUUGCGUGUGCUUUGAAGAUAAUCUUACCAUGUCCAAGACGGGCACUGUUGCAAGGAAACAAAGUCGAAAAUGCUGUCUCAGAUUUAAUUGAAACGGAUUGAGACUGAUCUGGCCCUGAGAUCUUGUUCGUAGCCUUCAUUAGUCUAAGAUAAUUAUCGGCCUGAGAGUUCUUUUUACAGGAGGGAUCGGAGAUUGGGGAUUAUCAAGCUGAAUGGUCCUGGGAAGAAACUGGAGCCCUACUUCCUUCUGUUGAGAGUCUUCUCCUUACUUCAAUAUUGAUGAGGGCUACAUACAGCAUGCUGAAAUGUGACUACGAAAUGCAGGUAACGCAGAAUCAUGAGAUGUUUAUGGUCCUUGAUGGGCUUCCGAAUCAUCGUAACCAGUGCUAACAUCAUAGAAACUGCUAUUUUAGGAAAGGAUUAUACUCUCUUUAGGUUUCAGCUCAUCACUGGAGGAGCUGGAAGGCUACUGUCUCAUGUGGGAUCUGAGGCCAUUCAUAGAUGACGAUAUGAUGCAGCAUUGCUGGAGAUUAAUUCCCCAGACAUGUGCUCCUAAAUGA
Spirodela intermedia is the source of this 2049-nucleotide messenger RNA. The record is from the annotation of a GenBank genome assembly. NCBI's taxonomy places the organism in Eukaryota, Viridiplantae, Streptophyta, Magnoliopsida, Alismatales, Araceae.